Molecule: messenger RNA, 2193 nt
Organism: Phytophthora sojae
Lineage: Eukaryota; Oomycota; Peronosporomycetes; Peronosporales; Peronosporaceae
Exons: 1
Coding region: 1-2193 (730 amino acids)
Cellular component (GO): Set1C/COMPASS complex
Molecular function (GO): protein binding
Source: RefSeq, a predicted model, not a curated record
AUGUGGAACCAGGCACUGCGGCGCGUCGUGCACGCCGAGGAGCGGCAGCAGGAGGAGCGACGGCGGCAACAACUAGCGCAGGCUGCUGCCGCUGCGUCUUCCGCGUCGAAUGGUGAAACUCCGGCCGUGGAAGUCCCCGCAGAAGCUCCGCAAUCUGCAGCGGAACGUGAGCAACCCUUGGUAUCAGAGCAAGCAGCAGCUCCUGCCUCUUCUAGCGCCGAUAACGCGACGCCAGAGGCGAAGAAUGAAGCAGCUUACGUGGAAGAGGCCGAGGACGACGACGACUACCUCCAGAAGCACCUACUGUCGCGCCCCACGUCGGCUUGGAGCUGUCUGGAGGACACGCAGCAGGCCAACUGCUUGGCGCUGAACGCGUCGCAGACGCUCGUGGCGGUGGGCGAGCGCGACGGCCGCGUGACCAUCUGGGACAACACGACCAUCCGCGUGAUCACGCGCGAGCUGGACCCGACGCUCAUUGCGCUGCCAGCGGUGGAGAAUGCCGCCGACGACGACAAGAUGGACGGACAGGGGGCAGCAGGUGACAAGGCGGAGGCGAAUGGAGCCAAGAGGCGAAAGGUGGACGCAGCAGAUGCGGAUGGAUCCAUGGAGAACGACGACGCGUCCGUGGAGGACGAUGAGGAGGAGAGGACGGAAGACGCGGCGUCCAUCGAGGAGGACGUGGCGACGGAGGAAGACGAGGAGGCGGAGGCGGAAGCAGAGGUAGAGGCGGAAGAGGAAAACAAUCACGAUGAGAGUGAAGAGACCAAGACGGAAGAUGAAGCGGACGCUUCAGGGGGCGAAGCUGUAUUGACACUGUCAGAUCUUCGUGUGGUGAAGACCGCGCUGAAGGUGGUGUCGCAAUGUGCGUGGUCGUGCGAUUCGCGGUGGCUGUUCGCCGGCUGCGAGGAGAAGUCGACGCGGCGGGUGAGCCUCGGCGCGAGGCUGUGCGUCUGGAACGUCGAAGCUGCCACACUUGUGUCGGCUUUCCGGUUUGGCGGAACGAUCACUUCGUUAAGUUCGCACCCUAGUGACCCGAAGCUGGUCGUUGUUAGUUUUUGGAACUCUCGGCCAGUGCUCUUGGAUGUCGUAUCUGGAGAACGCAAGGAGCUGGAGAGCGUUCCCAUUGAAAACGACCAGCUCACGCAACCAACGCCACAGAACAGCUCACGGCACCCCGCGCUUGCGUCCUGUGCGCGGUAUGGUCGUUCUGGGAAGCGCAUUUACUGUGCCACAUCGAAAUCUACGUUGGCUGUGCUGGAUGCUGACACGUUGCAGUGUCUUGAUAGUCUCAAGCUGAACGUGCUUAUCCAGUUCGUGGAUCUCUGCGUGAAUUUGCGGGAAACAGCGCUGCUUGUCACGAGCUCGAAAGGUAUUCAUGAAUUCGUGUUGGAUGCGAAUAAGGAUGCAGAAGCAUCGACUGUAAUGGAUGGUUCGAGUGAGGAGUCUAACGCCACUGAAGAGCACCCGUUGGGGUUGCGUGAAGUGGCACUUCACUCCACGGGUGCGGUACGCGCGCCUUGGGCUGUAUGCUGCUUCAGCGGUGGGGAGGAGUUUGUUGUCGGUACGCCCGUUGUACGUCACCGACAUGUUGGAGAGAAUGGACUAUUCACGUGGCACCGGGCUUCAGUGGUUGGUAAGACAACAGGCCAGCACAAUGUCGGGGUAAAAGACGGCGUGCUAGCACUAGCUUGGGACCGUUCCCGACAGAGUGUGCUAGCCGUGUCUACCAGUGGAAAUUUUCACGUAUUAGAGGAACAGUUCACCACCACCUGGCCUGGGGCAAUGUAUCCGGCAGGGUUCCGCCUUAUUACGGACAACGAACUACAUCUAGAAGUGUUCGAUCGUGAUGCUGAAGAGCGCAAACGAGAGAAGGAAAAGCUUGCCGAGGCUGCGAAGCCAGCCCCCGUUGACGUAUUCACCGUCCAGAGCCCGACAGUGGAGUUCCCUGGAGAAUGCGACCUUGCCGCUGCUUCGUUACCCAAGAAUGAUUUCGAAAAUCCUCGGUACAUUCCAGCUAUCCCGAUCGCGUACUACCAUCGGCGGCAUCUGCAUUCACUUCAGGGUGGAGUGUACAACGAAGACAAACACUUUGGUCUCGGUCAAAGCGUUUUUGAGCCACUCAAGGGUGCCCUGGGUAAGCAAAAGAAGAGCAGCUCUCGGAAGUCGAAGAGCAAAAAGCGACGGCGCAGAUAG